CAUUGACAUUCUGUCUGUUUUCCGGCCUUCAUUUUCGGCUGUCAGUUGUUCUUUUCCGGUUUACCUGUGGAGUACGCGAGACGUCUGCCACAGGCUUCCCAAGAUGGGCGCGUACAGAUACAUUCAAGAGUUGUACCGCAAAAAGCUGAGUGAUGUUAUGCGAUUUCUGUUGCGUGUGAGGGUAUGGCAGUACCGCCAGUUGACCCGUAUGCACCGUUCUCCUAGGCCUACCAGGCCCGACAAGGCUAGAAGACUGGGAUACCGCGCCAAGCAAGGCUACGUUAUCUUCAGAAUCCGCGUGCGCCGUGGUGGCCGCAAGCGCCCGGUUGCCAAGGGAGCCACCUAUGGCAAGCCCAAGAGCCAUGGUGUCAACCAACUGAAGCCCACACGUAACCUGCAGUCCAUCGCUGAGGAGCGUGUCGGUCGCCGCUGUGGUGGUCUCAGAGUGCUGAACUCCUACUGGGUGGCCCAGGACUCUUCCUACAAAUACUUUGAAGUUAUCCUAGUUGAUCCUUCCCACAAGGCCAUCCGCAGGGAUCCCAAGAUCAACUGGAUAGUGAAUGCGGUGCACAAGCACCGUGAGAUGCGUGGUCUGACAUCUGCUGGCCGUAGCUCCAGAGGUCUCGGCAAGGGUCACCGCUUCUCGCAAACCAAGGGAGGCUCUCGCCGCGCAGCCUGGAUCCGCCGCAACACACUGCAGCUCCACCGCAAACGAUAAACAUUUACAUUACCAAGCCAGUGACUUUCUAUUUGUGUUGCUUGAAAUUCAGAUGGAAAGCCAGUGGAUAAUAAAAAAUGACCUACA
Molecule: messenger RNA, 805 nt
Organism: Pectinophora gossypiella (pink bollworm)
Lineage: Eukaryota; Metazoa; Arthropoda; Insecta; Lepidoptera; Gelechiidae
Gene: RpL15
Product: 60S ribosomal protein L15
Exons: 5
Coding region: 104-718 (204 amino acids)
Biological process (GO): cytoplasmic translation
Cellular component (GO): ribosome; cytosolic large ribosomal subunit
Molecular function (GO): structural constituent of ribosome; RNA binding
Source: RefSeq, a predicted model, not a curated record